AUGAAUUUGAAAAGCAAAGCUUUAGAUUGUUUUAAAAAUAAACAUGGUUUUAUGCUUGAUGAUGAUACAUUCAUUAUAAAAUCUGGUAUAAAAGGAAAUGUGGACUAUCUUUUUGAUUUAUUAAAACAAAAAUGUACUGAAGAUGCAAAGUUAACAAAAACUUCAAAACGUAAUCAAUCAUCACCACCAUUAAAUAGAACCAUAAACACAUCCUCAACUACCACAGAAUCGACAAUGGCGGUUUUAUCGAGUAAUUCAUCAAACGUUGUCACAUCAAAAUCUUUAAACUUAUCACUCGAUGAACAUAAAUCUUAUAUAAAUAUUACAUUGAACAAUUGGUGUAAAAAUAAUGAAUCAAGACUUAAUUUGUCAAAUUUGUCCUUGAUUGAAGAUCAACAUUACUCUAUUUCCAUAUAA
Messenger RNA from Rotaria socialis, 417 nucleotides. Lineage: Eukaryota; Metazoa; Rotifera; Eurotatoria; Philodinida; Philodinidae. The record is from the annotation of a GenBank genome assembly.